Messenger RNA from Linum tenue, 767 nucleotides. Lineage: Eukaryota; Viridiplantae; Streptophyta; Magnoliopsida; Malpighiales; Linaceae. The record is from the annotation of a GenBank genome assembly.
UGUUAUUUGAAGUAUUAUUCUUCCAUGCGAGCAGAGAGAGUAGUGAAGAACUGAAGAUUGAAGAAAACUUCUCUCUAGGGCUUUUGAGAGAGAAACCUUCCGAUUGCGCAUCCAUCUCAGGUAUUCAUUCCGUCGAGAGAGCAGAUCGAAUCUGAAUCUAAUGGCGCCUCCUGGACCUUACUCCGGCGGUAGCACUCUUGCCCUGGUUGCUCGCGUAUCUGCGUUCUCUGUGGGUCUCGUCUAUGGCAGCUUGAAGCUCAAGUAUCUCAAGGCACAGGCCAAAUCACAGAGGAAAGCUGAAGCAAAGGCUGCUGCUAAGAAACACUGAUGGAGAGAGAUAGGAAAAGGAAGAUGUAGCUCUUUCUCCUGUUGUUUUUGCGUUCAGGACUCGAGUGGGCAGUAGGAAAUAAUCCAUAUUGACAAUGCUGUUUAUCCUUCUUUCAAUCCGGUGUUAAAUUGCCCUUUUCCCGGAACAUGGCAAUCAGCCAUCAAUGGGGUUGUCUACACCAUAUUUUUCAAUAGUUUACUGACUAUUGGAAGUUUGGAUUUUCACUUCAUUGCUGCUAUUGCCUAAUGGUACGGAUCAUCUCUGUCUGCUGACUACUUGAACCAACUGCCAAAGCAUGCAGGAAGUUUGCCUUUGACAUUGCGCAUUAUGAACAUUCUUGCAGAUGAGAACUGGAAGUGGAACCUCUAUUUCACUUAUGGUAAUGCUAAGUGGGUUGCUGCUAGGGCUUUACGUUUAUGGGCUGUGAAAAGAAAUAGAA